Messenger RNA from Colletotrichum graminicola M1.001, 3009 nucleotides. RefSeq names its product F-box domain-containing protein. The record is from RefSeq and is a predicted model, not a curated record. Gene Ontology annotation, molecular function: protein binding. Lineage: Eukaryota; Fungi; Ascomycota; Sordariomycetes; Glomerellales; Glomerellaceae. The coding region runs from base 1 to 3009 and encodes 1002 amino acids. The transcript has 4 exons.
AUGGCUUCCGCCGCCGAGUCUUGCGACAAGGCUGAUGCUGCCUCCGAGAGCACAGCCAAACCGCUCAACUUCCUUGACCUUCCUCUCGAAACCCAAAAAGAUAUCUUCAGCCAUUGCUGUCAAAGCGACCUCAUCUGCCUCGCCCUCGUCUCCAGGCACUUUCGCGAACUAGCUGCCGCCCAGCUCUAUCGCAACUUCCACAUUGUCUUCCCCGAUGAAGAUGAUCCGUCCUUCGAUUCUCCCAUCGACAGUUUGGCUGGUGGUCUCGAGACCUUCGUGUCCAGCGACUACAACUAUGCCCAGCAUCUGAGGGACAUCUCCCUCGACACCCUGAGUGCCGGCGACAAGGCUGAGGCCGCCUACAAGCCCUACCUGUACAGCGCCAGCUGCGGCAAGUUUAUGAACACCCUGCUAUUGUUGACACUCAAGAAUGCAAAGUCGCUCGAGACUUUUAGAUGGAACAUCCGAGUCGAACUCAGCCGCCCUGUGUACAAGGCCCUACACCAGAUUGCGCCUCUGAAGAACCUCCACAUUCGAAUGCAGGCCGGCCCGUCUCUCUUCGAGAUACCUCCCCCCCUGCCGUACACAUCGAGCCUACCUCCUCAGCCUACCUCGACCCAAAAUCACUGGGAUCCUUUGCCGGCUUUCUCUGCAGUGCCGCCGCCGCCUCCGCCUUUCGCAAGCAUGUCCUUGCCCCUCCCACCUCCGUACAAUCCUACUCUUGGCCCGCCACCCCCCUUGCCGCCAGCGUUGAGGCCCGCGCCUAGGAGUAGGCGGAGGAUAUUGGCCAACGAGCCUGCGACGUUGUCGGGCUUCCGUAAACUGAACUCACUUGCCGUUCUCGAUAUCGAUUCUCUGGAUAUCGUUACCGAGAUCAAGUCCUGCGUGCGCAACUCAGCCUCCACUCUCACGAAACUGAAGCUGUCCUUCUCCACACAUCUUGCUUCCCAAUCCCGAAAGCCUCCUCCCGAGGCCGACCCCGACGAUUCCGAUCAGGAUGGCGAGUUUCAAGUCGUUCCCAUGCCCUCAGCGCCCGGUUGGGAUGAGGCGAGUGGACCAGCAAAAGCAUUUCGUGCACAAGAAGAGCGCAAGAGCCAAGAGUCCGUGCUGGGUAGGGUGUUCGACGUGGAGCCAUUUCUCGUCAAGAGAACACAGCGUAAGACCCUGAAGGGCAAGGAGAGGGUCGACACGACUGUGAACACGAAGGAAGCUGGAUCACCUGCAGAGGCAUUCAUGGAAAGACUUCGAGAGGUUUCGACGAAGCUCAUGGCGAGCGUAACGGACGGCGACGCCGAUGAUGGCUCGAAGCAAGAAAUCCUGGAGAUGAUAGAAAAGGCUAGCAGGAAAUAUCUGGAAGCAGAGGAAGCGAGGACGGCGGCUGCGACAAAGGCGGAAACCAAGAUGGAAACCGGGCCUGGGACCUUCCAUGCAACCCCUUCGGCUCCAAGUACAGCGGAUGCUAGCACUCAGCCAGCCCCUAGUAUUUACGUCUCUGAGCCUUGCCCAGUCGUACCGGAGACCAGCACGAAGCCGAAAGCGAGCUUUGGAACAGAUGCCAACCCCGAGGACAUUAACGUUGAGGAGCCUAUCGCGACUGAGGAGACCGAUGAGCCUUUGGAUAUCAAGACUGACCAGAACAAGGACGAACCCGUGGCAGUCCCCAAAACCAUUACUUCUCAAGCUCAAGAUGCCGCGUUCGAAUCGCCAACGACGGCUCGAGCUGCAGCAACCUUGGCAACACAAAAGACAAAUUUCGAGACAUUGGUUCUUCGCCUGCAAUACCUCCUUUCUGAGGCUGCUAGCGUACAUGAGAAGCUUGAUGGUUUGCGGAAUACAUAUCCUCAAGACAGAGACCGCAUUCGGUCUGGGGAGAAUCAGUUACAGGGCUACUACCGUGAUAUCGACAACGUACGCACUGAGCUAAAUGCGACAGAGGCUGAGAUCCGCGACGUGGAAAAGCAGGUCAAUGGUAUAGCCACCACGGCUCACGGCGAAGAUGAAGUAAUGAGCGAGUACAUCCGGUCGACGAGAGGCGUAGCAUUGAAGUCAUUUAGUGUCCACCUGGUCCCAGUCAAAGCCUCCGUACUCAGGGCAGCUAUCGACGUACGGGCUCUCAGGAGACUGACCUUGCUGAACGUCGGCAACCAAGCUCCGAUUUGGACAAUGUUGGCCAAGGAAAACAAGGUCCAGCCGCUCCCGCUGCGAAAGAUCUUCACAGACAACGUAUCCAUCACUUUUCUCACGUUUGCGGGCCAGCUGGAGCAAAUCACCGAGCUCUUCAUGCUGGAGCGGUCGGCCAAGUAUAAGCCAGAGAGCUUCGCGCCAAAAACCAACGUUGUCAUGGACCAGAUCCGUCGCCUCGUUCUCAAGAAGCACAUGCCAACUCUCAACAAGCUAAUGAUUAAGAACGAUUCUGGUCCGAGCUGGGACGUUGACGAGAAGGCCAUGCUACUGAUUUGCAAUCGCGGAAAGAAACUUGAAGAGCUAGCGGCGGCGGUUGGGAUCCGCGCUAUCCACGUCUUCAUGCAACAUAUCGCGGGGCUCGUGAGUCUCCGUGCUUUGAAUAUCACGCAGUUCAGAAAUGACGACACUUGUGUCUGGGUCAUGCGUGAGACUCGGAGGUUCAUCGUCGACAACCUCUGCCACUACCCAUAUUUGAAACUCGAGUGGAUCUCCAUUGAUGAUGACCGGGUCGAGCGCAUCAUCCGUCCGCCUCCCCAGACGCCUGCCGCCAAGGCGGAAGAGAAAAAGAACAAGAGGGGCAAGAAGAAGACUGGCGCAAGCGCUUCGUUCGGGACCUUCGGCGGCGCCGGGACCGCCACUGGCACUGGUGGGUCCGGGGUCUUCCCGCCGUUGCCUCUGCCGGGGUGGGAAACAGACAGUGAUAGCGAUGAUGAGGAUACUGACAUCGUGGCCAACACAAAGCUUGAAACGGUUGAAGGUGUGCACUUCUACGAUGUCUGGGACGUCCGAAUAUUCAAAAAGGAAGUCAUGACAGGCCGGCUGUGA